CAGCACACGACCAAUUUCCUACUUCCUGAUUAAAGAUGGCGGAUGAGAAUGAGACAGCACCGAAGACGGAGGAAAAAGUAGGAAUAGAAGAAGAUCAUGGACAUUGUAGCGACUGCGAAAAUGAGGAGCAUCACUUUGAUGAUGGGGAGAAAGGUGACACUGGAGCCAAGAAGAAGAAAAAGAAACAGAAGAAGAAGAAGGAUAAGUCCGCAGCUAAGGAGCCUCCACAGGAUCCCUUGGCAAAGGUGAACUCCCUCCCCGCAGAUAAACUGCAGGAGAUCCAAAAAGCCAUUGAGCUCUUUUCCGUAGGCCAGGGUCCAGCCAAGACAAUGGAGGAGGCAAGCCGUCGAAGCUAUCAGUUCUGGGACACACAGCCUGUCCCCAAACUAGGAGAAGUGGUGACGUCACAUGGCUGUAUUGAACCCGAUAAGGACCAGAUUCGAGAGGAGCCCUACAGCCUCCCCACGGGCUUCAGCUGGGAUGCUCUCGACCUGGGGAAUCCUGCAGUGCUGAAGGAGCUCUACACCCUCCUCAAUGAGAACUACGUUGAGGAUGAUGACAACAUGUUCCGUUUCGAUUACUCUCCUGACUUCCUGCUGUGGGCUCUCCGACCCCCGGGCUGGAUGCCGCAGUGGCACUGUGGAGUGAGGGUGGACUCUAACCAGAAGCUUGUGGGCUUCAUCAGUGCCAUUCCUGCCAACAUUCGCAUCUAUGACACUGAGAAGCUGAUGGUGGAGAUCAACUUCCUGUGUGUGCACAAGAAGCUGCGUGCCAAGCGCGUGGCACCCGUGCUCAUCCGUGAGAUCACCAGACGCGUCAACCAGCAGGGGAUGUUCCAGGCCGUUUACACCGCAGGGGUGGUGCUCCCUAAGCCCGUGGGAACCUGCAGGUACUGGCAUCGAUCGCUUAACCCCCGUAAACUGAUCGAGGUGAAGUUCUCCCACCUGAGCCGGAACAUGACUAUGCAGCGGACCAUGAAACUGUAUCGCCUGCCAGAUACCCCCAAGACUUCAGGUCUGCGGCCCAUGACUAAGAAGGACAUAGGUGCAGUGCACCGGCUGCUGCUGGAGUACCUGAGCCAGUUCCACCUGGCCCCCAUCAUGAGCGAGGAAGAGGUGGAGCACUGGCUGCUGCCGCGCGAGAACAUCAUAGACACCUACGUGGUGGAGAACUCCGAGGGGAAGUUGACUGACUUCCUGAGCUUCUACACGUUGCCCUCCACCAUCAUGAACCACCCGGUGCACCGGAGCCUGAAGGCGGCCUACUCCUUCUACAACGUGCACACCACCACGCCACUGCUCGACCUGAUGGGAGAUGCGCUCAUCCUGGCCAAGGCGAAAGGAUUUGAUGUCUUCAAUGCACUGGAUCUGAUGGAGAACAAGACCUUCCUGGAGAAGCUGAAGUUUGGCAUCGGGGAUGGCAACCUGCAGUACUAUCUUUACAAUUGGAAGUGCCCCAGCAUGGGCGCUGAAAAGGUUGGCUUGGUACUGCAGUGACCUUCUCCUGUUCUGUGGCCCCACACGACCCCCUUUCAUACCCCUCCUCCUCCUCCUCCUCCCUCCUCCACUGAGCGUCUCGGCAAGGCUUGGCUGUGACGCCCACAGCGAACACCAGGGCGGCGCUACAGAGGAUGUCCUGCUUAGGAAAUGAGCAGCCACCACCGGCCCACUCUUACCUUUUUUUUUUUUUUUGAACUUUGACCCCAGAAUCUGCACUACUGCCGCCUGGCAGACAGUUAAAAGCUGGAGAAGGCAGAGGUGUCUCUUCUCUCUCUCUCUCUCUCUCUCUCUCUCUCUCUCUCUCUCUCUCUCUCUCUCUCUUCCUCUCUCUCGCUCUCUCUCUCCCAAACUCUGCUUCUCCUCUCCUUUUUCACUCUUUGCUCAGUCUUUUCUCUUUCCCUCUUUCCUUCUUGAAUGCAUGGACCUGAAGCCAUUGUAAUUACCAUCAUUGGACUACUCUUAACAUCUUAAGUCUGUAACGAUUGUAACACUUCAGUGCACGCACACAAACACACUCACACUGUAACACGUACUCUCCAAGUCACCAUCAACCCAAGUCUCCAUACACUUGGAUCUUUGAAGUCAUGUUAAUUCUGACCUUGGUGUUAGGCUACUCUUAAUCUCUAACAUGCAUACACAAACACACUCACACUCAAACAUUUUUAAAAAAGAAAUCUUCCUCUCUAAAUAAUGGAAGAUGCUUUUUUGUUUUGCAAAAAAAAAGGAUAAAAAGAAGAAAAACAACGAGCGAGAACUUGUCUUUUUUUUCCAAGAGAGGAAAACUCAAUCAGAAGAAAGAACGAAAAACAUGAGAAUGAACAUCAGAAAUGAAAUCAAAAGAAAACGAGAAAAACAACAAAGGGGACAUUGACAAGGGCUUGCUCUCAAUGACUGCAUCACCUUCACCUUUGUCUCAGACGCCAGGCCUAUAAUCCCCCUCCUACCCCUCCCCCCCUCCCAUGCCUGAAGCUCAGUGUUGCCAUGGAGAUAGUGUUGUUUAAUUUUUUAUUAUUAUUAUAUAUUACUACUUUUUUGCAGAUGAUAUGUGUCCAAAAUAACUAAAAGGGUUGUGACCGACAAGGACGUUAGCGAACCUACUGUUUGGUUUGUGUGACAUCUCCCACCCCAGCCCUCCUCUCCACAGCUCUAGCUACUGUAUGCCAUUAGACGAGCCCUGUGAAUAAUAAAUACAAACAUCUUAAAUAAAUGAAACCGUGUACGGAAAUACGACCAAUAACCAGAGGCACUUAAGCAUUAUGGGAAAUGUGGGAAUCGUCAUGGCCGCGUGUCUGUCGGGGUAUGUGUGGUAUUGGUGGGUUGAUGAUGAAGUCACAAAUGAGUUUCUUGUCAGGGAUUGGGUGAAUGCAAUGAUUGGCCUGGGGGGGAGGGAUUUGAAUCUGCCAUUUUUUUUUAUUUUUUAAGAAAAGUCUAGAAAUGGGGAAGGGAUGGGGGGCAGGGCAUUGGAUAGAAUGGUUGGUUAAAAACGGGUCUUGUUGUGUUAAUACAGAUGAUGGAGAGACUAAUGUGAAGAUGCAGGUGAUUCUUUUUUUGUGCUAAAUAAAGUUUAGAAGUUG
Messenger RNA from Engraulis encrasicolus (European anchovy), 3073 nucleotides. RefSeq names its product N-myristoyltransferase 1a (gene nmt1a). NCBI's taxonomy places the organism in Eukaryota, Metazoa, Chordata, Actinopteri, Clupeiformes, Engraulidae. The record is from RefSeq and is a predicted model, not a curated record. Bases 36 to 1496 code for a protein of 486 amino acids. Gene Ontology annotation, molecular function: glycylpeptide N-tetradecanoyltransferase activity. Gene Ontology annotation, biological process: N-terminal peptidyl-glycine N-myristoylation. Gene Ontology annotation, cellular component: cytoplasm. The transcript is spliced from 12 exons.